Messenger RNA from Anopheles nili, 3564 nucleotides. RefSeq lists its product as uncharacterized. The transcript is spliced from 13 exons. Gene Ontology annotation, molecular function: protein binding. Lineage: Eukaryota; Metazoa; Arthropoda; Insecta; Diptera; Culicidae. Bases 1 to 3564 code for a protein of 1187 amino acids. The record is from RefSeq and is a predicted model, not a curated record.
AUGAAAAACCGCAAACACAUGCUCGUCGAUCGGUGGUAUCUGUGGAAGCGCAGCCCACGCGAUCAGCUCAUCACUCACACGGGCGAACCCGACCGUCAAUGGCAACCGGCGGCCGGUCCCGAACGAUCCGAUUCAUCAUCGCAGGUUGCCACCAAACCGACCCAGCAGUACUCUUCCGGCAGUAGUUCCGCGACCACGAACGAUGGUGCAGUAGAUUUAGCUGAACCAUCUUCCGUAACCGCAACAGGCGUUUGUGAGGUAACCGGUUUGAGCGAGGUGCGCCUUCUAGCGAGCGCUUCCCAAGAACCUGUCACACAGCGACGUAACCGGAAGUCGAAACCCAACCAGGCUGUGGUGUCGACGACGGUUACGGUGUCCUCUUUUCUGGCGGAAAGCUACAACGCCUCGGAUAAGGUGUACUAUGCUCCACAGCUCGAUGAUCGGUUACUCUCGUUGGAUGAUCUCGAGCUGCUUGAGUUGGAGCCGGAAGUAGAGCUCACAAUCGAACGAACCGACCGGUACGAGUACGGUGACACCGCUAGUGACGAUCACGACGACGAACACACCGAAGACGACGACGAGGUAUCAGGAACCGCAGAUAACCUCAAAUCAGACACCACCCAGUACUUCCACCAAUACCACAAUAACAACAACGGCGACACGUUCCACCAUCAAACCUUCCUCGUUGAUGGCCCGCACGAGUCCGGUGACGGAGCUGGCCGUGGUGAGAAACAGCCGCCACCGCCAGAUCUGGCCUGCCUACCCGGUCCCGGGCAGGUGUUGCAUCAGCAGCCGCACCAAGAGCACGCCGUCUACGUCAGCCGGCAGGAUCGCAACAAGUUCUGUGGCAGUCUACCGAACCACCUCGACCUGGACGUGUCGGCGAUCGGUGACCGGGACUGUGAAGCCAUCGUCAACAGGCAAAACGAGUUUCUGCAAGCUAACUUGAAAAACGUCCAGCAACACCAGAAGCAGACAGUAAUCCAUCUUGGACAGACGAACGCGCACGAUUUACAGCUUACAUUCGCCGGAACUGGCCACUUCCUUCCACAGUUGGCACCAUAUCAGCAGAUCGCACCGGUGGAACCCGGCAGCACAUUUCGUUCGGCAAACGCGCCAGAACCGACCAGUCAAUCGCAACACCACCAUCCAGCACCCGCUCUUGCGAGCAUCCAGCAAAAGCUAUUGUUACACCGAACGGUGGUUGACGCUGGGUGCGAUCAAGGUUACGGUAGUGAGCGAUCACCGGAAGACGAGUUGCCACCGCCCUUGCUGCUAUUGCACGACAGGCAGUACUUAAAAAUGCUACCCUCUUCCAACUCCAGCAUCGGUCUAGCCCCGGAUGGUCCGUCCGUGGAAACGAGCGGCACAUCCAGUGCGCCAGGCUCCUCGGAUACAUCCGCCGGUGGAGGUGAUGGUUUCGCGCAACCACAAAAAUGUUGGGCAACUCUCAACGCCACCGGCCAGCUGGCAGGCGGUCCGUACAGUUUUAUUACCAAAGAUACCAUAUUUUCCGUCCAGGUGUCUAAGAGCACCCGAGGACUCGGCCUAUCGGUGUCGGGCGGGUCCGACUCCAACGCUCCAUUCGCGGGCCUCAUUCGCAUCAAGCGACUCUUCCCGCAUCAGGCAGCUUGGGCAACGGGAAUGCUGCAACCUGGUGACAUCAUCCUCGAGGCAAAUGGCGUCCCACUGACAGGUCUAACGAACUAUCACGCCCUGGAGAUCCUGCGUCAGACGACCAGUGUCGUUACGCUCACUGUUUGUCGACCGAAGGACAAGCAGUACCGCAAGUUAUCCCCACCGACUGAGCCUCCUAAACCACCACUCCGUAACGCUCUCUCGAAUGAACCCGGUCUUGGAUCAGGUUCGGUUCCUCCAUCGCCGGUUCCAACCGGUGUUGCAUUCCAGCAGCAGCAGCAGCAGCAACACCACCAGCUGAUGCAGCACUUCUUCCCAACGUCCAGUAUCGGCUAUGAGCCACCGUUUCUACCACCACUCGAUCCGCUUCAUAUCGGCUUCAACGGGGAGUUUGAGAUCGUGCUGACGAAGCAGCAGGGUUCGCUUGGGUUUACACUGCGCAAAGAGGACGAAUCCGUUCUCGGUCACUACGUGCGCGCGUUGGUUCGUGAACCGGCACUCAGUGAUGGACGUAUCCGUCCCGGUGACAAGAUUGUCGCCGUCAAUGAUGUGCCCAUCUCGACGAUGACCCACGAAGAGGCUGUGAUAUUUCUGCGUCAGGCCGCAGACGUCGUGCACUUGCGGUUGUACCGUGAUCAGGCGCAAACACCGAUCUCGGCUCAAUCCCCGACCGAUUCGAGCUGCAGCGGCCAGCGGAAGGUGCGUCUACGUCCGGAAGCUCUUAAUCUGCUGACGGAUCUUGCCGCCAGUCGCUCUCAUCAAGUUGCGGUCGGUUCCGGCUCGCAGGUUGCGUUGAGCAAUAUGUCAACGCCAAGACGUCUGCGACGUGUUGGAGCACACCAUAGCGGGCUCGAUAGACUCGGUUUCCAAGAGCAGCAGCAGGAUUCCAACGACAUAUUCAACUACUUCGACAUCUGCUCAAAUGCGUCGACUAUCGUUAGUCAAGCCGAUAAUUUCGACGAGGCGUACUACUUUGACGAUGAAAUUGACGCGCUCAUCGCAGAUGAAGGACCAACUGGCACCACCGUGCAGCAGUUGAACAAGGACGGAGGGCAACACGGCGAGGAAGCGUCAGCAUUCGUCAGUCUGCCGUGCGAGACUCUCCUAGUAGCGUGCAAAACUGAGCAGAAUCUGCACUCCACCGACCAGACGGAGGCGAUUUACGUGCAGCACUUCGCCCACAAGUCACCGCUCUACUCAUCGCUCAACGUACCAGCUACGGCACAACCGGAUGAGCUCGCCGAAGCAGUAGUACGAGGAGGGAAGAUAAGCCUCAUGAAGUGGAAGGGCAAAAUGCUGCAAAUGGCUGCUGGCGAAGAGGAGGACAAGAUGAGUGUGGCCACCCGCAGCCUGGAGCAUCCGCCACUGCCAACGCCGGAGGGGAAUGGUUUCAGCCUGUCGGUAACUGAGGAGAGAGAUUUGGCCCCGAGUGAGGGAGUUUUGGAUCUAACAGCGCACAUGGGCGUAGACAUUGAUGGAAAUAAGCUAUUCUUUGUCGAGCUAAACAAGGGAUGGAACAGCCGGCUUGGCUUUAGUCUGAAGCAGCAGGAAUGCCCCGAUGGCAAGAAUCGCACGAUCAUCAGUGCCAUCUAUCGGGAUAGUGUAGCAGCACGCAACGGUCGACUACACGUCGGUGAUGUACUGCUGACGGUUAACGAAGAGUCGGUCGAGUCCUUACCGACAGCGCAGGUGAUCGAGCUGUUGCGCAUCGUGCGUGGCCCCAUCUUCAUCACACUGAUGCGUCCUCGUGUGCCAUCUAACGACAUACUCGAGCCAACACCGGCAGAACCGAAGGAGAUCGACGAACUUGACGCGGAUGCUGCAAAGGCUCUGUCCACCUUACAGGUUGCGCUUUAUCCGGAAGAUGGCGCAGCACCGGUAGCAGCAGUAGAAGGCACUGAAGAUGCCAAAAAGGACUGCGAGUAA